CCCAACGUGAAACGAGUACAGCUACAUUGUAUUGACCCGAUGGAAAUAACAAAUGAAACGUUCCAAGGAGGAGGAUGGGACAAUGUUACCUAUUUAAUGCUUUUUAUGAAUGGGCAAUCAUCAACCACCCUACAUGGACGGCUAUUUACUGGAAUGAAGCACCUUACGACACUGCAUAUUAACAUAGUCUCACUGGAAACAUUAGAUAAAGGAGUAUUUGACGGCUUGGAAAAUUUAACGACUUUGAAUUUAGACAAUUGUGUGAAGCUAAAUUUUAAUGACUUGCUUGACAUUAUGUCCAAUGAAGAUGUUUUGCCAAACCUGCAUGUGUUAUCUCUAAGAAAGACAUCAUAUUACAAUUAUAUCGUAACACUAGGGAAACGGUUCUGGAAAAUGUUCAAACGUCCUGUGACGUUCUUAGACAUCAGCGAAAUGAAAGUAACUGGAUAUGAUUUACGUAUUUUGGAUAUCGACGAAAGCUUCGGUCGAAGUCUUGAACAUGUAAAUGUUUCCGGAAUAUCAGUCUCUCACGGUUUAAGUAACUACGUGUCCCACACACGAGUAAUGCAAAAUUUAAAGACAGUUGACUUAUCUGGUAUUUACAAGCAUGACACUGGGAUUAAAUCAAUCAUUUUUUGUAGUCCGUUGUCUCGGUCAAUAUCAAAUAUACGUGACUUGCGUAGUACUAUAUCCCGUAAUGGAUGGACGAAAUUAGGGGAAAAUAUCGACACUCUUUAUUUAGAUCAUGUAUGUGGGGAUGAUGAAAAACUGUCCCCAUUUAUUUUUCAAAAUAUAAAAAACGUUUCAUAUGUUUAUGAGAAAGGUCACAGUUAUUCGGCAAACCUAAAACGGGUCUAUUUCAGGAAAAAUAACACCAGAGUGUUUGAUGCGGAAGUGCGUUAUUACAACCUAAGCAGUCUGGUGUUCAUUGAUUUAACAGGAAACGGACUUGAAUAUAUACAUCCUGUAAUAUUUCAGAACUUUCCCUUCUUGGCAAAUCUGGUACUAUCCGAUAAUAAUUUAGGUCGAAUGCAGUUGACAAAUGAAACAGAUUUUGUUGGACUGUUUAGAUCAUUACAUUACCUCGAACAAAUUAAAUUAGAUAAUAACAGACUCAAUGCUAUUCCACCACUGACAUUUGCUGGCAAUACAAGAUUAACAUCGCUUGAUUUAGAGUCCAAUAUGAUCACUGAUGUAAGUUUCCUUUUGAAAGAUAUGCCAACUUUAACGCAAUUAAACCUUAGGAACAAUCGCAUUAAAAUUGUGCAAUCGUCAACAAUAGACUGGUUGACAAAUUUCCCCUCAGUAAAAGUGACAAUUGGUGGUAACGUGCUGACUUGUCAAAAAUGUUCCGACUACUCAUCGGUCCAAAGCCUUUUAAAAGGACACCCAUUAAUCGCAGACUUCGAUGAAUUGCGUUGUGAAGCGGGGAAAGACGUUCCAGUAAAAUUAUCUUCAGAUGUGCUCAAGUCGCUGACAUUUGACUGUCAUCGUACAGCAAUUAUCGGUGCUACGGUGGCAAGCACAGUAGCUGUCGUUACAACAGUGUGUAUCGGAAUAACUGUUUUGCGCUACAAAAGGAAAAUUAAACGAAGAGAGAAUCGCAUGGCUAGCGCUGUGGCCAACUUAAACCAUGGCAAUGGUUUCGCGGUGUAUUUGAUUUAUAGCAGCGUUGACGAGGUUUUCGUUCGGAGUGCAGUUUUCUCGCCUUUGAAUGAGAAGCUAAAGCAAGUGACGGGUGUUGAGCGGGACUUAGUGUGCAUUGGUGAUGAACAGUUUAGAGUUGGUUGGAACAUAUAUCGAGAAAUGUACAGAUGUAUGGAACGUUCGAAUGUAGCUGUUGUAGUACUUUCUGAAGGCUUCACUAAUAGCGUUUUCUGUGAUCAGGAGAUUGACAUUGCAAUGCAGCUUAAAAAGCCAGUGAUAUUGUUGUUGAAAGGAGAUAUUGACAUAAACCAACAUUCAGAACUCAUUCAGCUAUUGUUUCGAACGAAUGUCCGUAUUUUAUUCGGAUACGAGGAUAACGAACUGAUCCUGAAAACAACAUGGGAUAAAGUGUGCGAAUCAUUUCUGCAGAUGAGCUAGAUUGCUUAACCGACCAAUUAUUGCGAUGGAAUAAUGAAAAACAUGUAUGGAAAUGUUGCAUAGACCGAUCAUAUUGUCUAUAUUGAUUUUGCGUGUGCUAACUCAUACAACCCUUAAAGACGGUUUUAUACACGUUUCAUUAAAUGAUCUGUUUUUGUUUGAACUUUUAACUUUGGUUGGUAAGAGCUUAGGCAAACUCACGAUUUUUAGUUUGUGCCAUAAGUGUCAUUUCUGCACUAUACUUUACAUCAAAAUUUUCCCACCGUUUAAAAAGAACUACAUUAAACAUGUCUUAAACAUGUAUAACAUUGAGAGAAUUUGCUGGGAUGACAUUUGUCGCUCGGCUGCAUAUCCCUAACAUUUUACUAUGUGUAUGUAACUUUUGCGUUUGAAUGUUCGGUAUGUUUAACUAUAAAAUCCAUUCACAAACUCAUUGUUAUUGCUGCCACGGACGCAAAAUUGAGUCGUUUCGCACAAUUCACAAAGAUUUUGGUAUAUAUAUAUGUGUUUUGUUGUUAUUAAAACAAAAUAGUAUGUUCAAGUUUCAUGAUGACAUAUCAUUUUGAUAUUGACAUAUAAAGUUGAUCUUAUAUAUUCUUGUUGUGGAAAUAUAUUUGGUUGUGAUUUUCAUUCACUAAUGGUUCCGUUCUAACAAACAUUACUAUUCAUCAUAAGAAUUAAUACAUUUAGUAACCGCAUGGCAGGAAUACAAAUCUAGUGCCCAUAUUAAAACU
This is a messenger RNA of Dreissena polymorpha, 2819 nucleotides long. Its product is annotated as toll-like receptor 13. The coding region runs from base 40 to 2085 and encodes 681 amino acids. Gene Ontology annotation, cellular component: extracellular matrix. Gene Ontology annotation, biological process: signal transduction. Lineage: Eukaryota; Metazoa; Mollusca; Bivalvia; Myida; Dreissenidae. The record is from RefSeq and is a predicted model, not a curated record. Gene Ontology annotation, molecular function: protein binding. The transcript has a single exon.